Helianthus annuus (common sunflower) is the source of this 1580-nucleotide messenger RNA. RefSeq names its product WAT1-related protein At3g45870. Gene Ontology annotation, cellular component: plasma membrane. The record is from RefSeq and is a predicted model, not a curated record. The transcript has 7 exons. The coding region runs from base 325 to 1458 and encodes 377 amino acids. Gene Ontology annotation, molecular function: transmembrane transporter activity. Lineage: Eukaryota; Viridiplantae; Streptophyta; Magnoliopsida; Asterales; Asteraceae.
GGGUGGGUUGGUUUUGCCAAAAGGAGCAUCCGUGUAAGAUUUGAGGAGGUUAAGAAAGAGUUAAUUCGAUAGAAACAGGUGGCCAACAAUCAUAGAAAACUCCAAAAUUCAGAGACUACAUCCAUCCAUCCAUCCAUCCUUCCACUCUAAUUUAAAAAUGACCUCCUACUCCUUCUCCUCCUCCUCUUCCUCAUCUCUUCCAUCAUCCCACUUCCCACAGUCAACCGAAUAGUUUAUUGGCGGUUUUAGGUCAGAUCUACUUCACACGAAACCUCUACAUCUACCUACAUAUUUCUCUGUUGUUCAUAUAUGCGUUAGAUAACGAUGUUCUCACUCGGUGGCGGUGGCGAACAGCCAUGGAAGGCACACACAUCAAUGACGUUUGUGCAGCUCUUCAAUGGAGGAUAUCAUGUCAUCACUACCGUUGCUCUUAACGGCGGAGUCAACGAGAUUGUUUUCUGUCUCUACCGUGAUAUCCUUGCCCUAACCAUUCUCGCUCCCAUUGCCUACUUCCGUGAAAAGAGAACCAGACCAGCUAUGACUAGACACUUUCUCUUCACUUUCUUUCUUCUUGGAUUGACUGGGAUAUUUGGGAACCAGCUUUUGUUUCUUCUUGGUCUUGGCUACACAAAUCCAACAUAUGCUGCAGCCUUACAACCUGCGAUUCCUGUCUUCACGUUUAUACUUGCUGCAAUGAUGGGUGUAGAAACAUUAAAUGUGCUAAAGAUUGAAGGUCAGGCAAAGGUUGGUGGUACAGUUGUUUGUGUUUCUGGUGCCAUUUUAAUGGUUCUUUUCCGUGGACCUUCCGUACUGGGGUAUGCACAUCAUGUACAAACACCACACCAAGAAACGAUGGCACCCGAACUUCCUGGAUUGAUGUUUUCCAGUCUUGCAUCCUUUGGGAUUGACACCUGGCAUCUUGGUGUCCUUUGCUUAAUAGGAAACUGUAUUUGCAUGGCUGCCUUUUUAGCUAUUCAGGCUCCACUGCUGGCCAAGUAUCCUGCAAACCUAUCCGUUACAGCAUAUUCCUACUUUUUUGGUACUGUUUUUAUGGUUGUAACAGCUGUCGCCAUGAGCAAUGAAUCAGUUAACUGGACUUUGACAUGGUCUGAGAUUUGGGCAGUGGUUUAUGCUGGAAUUGUGACAUCGGCAUUGUGCUAUGGACUUAUAACAUGGUCCAACAAGAUCCUGGGACCUGCUUUGGUUGCUCUUUACAAUCCACUUCAACCUGCUGCAACUGCUUUUUUGUCCAGAAUCUUCCUUGGAAGCCCGAUUUAUUUAGGAAGCGUUUUAGGAGGAUUGUUGAUCAUAGCAGGGUUAUAUCUGGUGACUUGGGCAACGUAUCGGGAAAAACAACAGGCAGCAGCUUUAGGUGUCUACCGUUCUCGAUCAACAGAGUCACUGAUAAGUCAGGAUUUCUCUGGGCCUUCACCAUCACUAGCCAAAAACAUUGAUUAAUCAAGUGUUUUUGUUUUCUUCAUGUUAAAAAUCAUUGUGACAGAAGUUUCUCCCCAGCUGGGCUUGUUAUGCAUGAUUUUUAAGAUUAAAUCAAGAAGAUAAUAAAUGAUGAUAAUUCAAUA